AUGAGACUCAUUACACACAACAUGUUACAGUGUCACGUUAAGAACUGUAACAAUAACAACUUCCCUCUUCGUUUUGAAGAUGUUCAAGUUGAAUUAAUCGAAGCCGACUUCAACCCCGAAUUUUUAUCCAACAUGUUGAACAAGAUUGAUUGGGAUGCUUUAACCAGUACCGCCGUUCAGCUCGGAAUCAAUACCCUUCCUGCUCAAAUGCCUGAAGAUGCCGAAGAAAACGAGGAAUUUUUAAAGCUUGUUCAUAAUGUUUUAUUAGAGACCCAUGUUCAACAAGGUCAAAUGGUUUGUCCCAACUGUGCUCAUGUUUACAAGAUUAGAGACGGAAUUCCCAAUAUGUUAUUGGCCGAGCACGAAAUCUAA
Messenger RNA from Mucor mucedo, 372 nucleotides. RefSeq lists its product as uncharacterized. The transcript is spliced from 3 exons. NCBI's taxonomy places the organism in Eukaryota, Fungi, Mucoromycota, Mucoromycetes, Mucorales, Mucoraceae. Gene Ontology annotation, biological process: peptidyl-glutamine methylation; tRNA methylation; rRNA (guanine-N7)-methylation. Gene Ontology annotation, molecular function: protein heterodimerization activity. The record is from RefSeq and is a predicted model, not a curated record. Bases 1 to 372 code for a protein of 123 amino acids.